UUGUGCCAUCUUGGCCCUCAAGUGCUUCAUUUCCAGCUGCGGUGUUUGCUUGUGGGAGUUUCCUUUCCCCACUAACCUCCAGCUGCCCCUCUGUUUUCCAGGUGAGCCCUUUCCUAGGAACUUCCCCUUUGAGUUCCUGCUCCUUUCUUCUCUGCCUGCCUUUAGGUGCCAGCCUGUCCCCCCUGAAUUCCAGCUGGAAUGACAGGAUCUGCAGUGAGGCGCAGAGAGCUGCGGCGCAGCCCGGAGCUCCCGCUGUUCCCUGGAGAGCCAUCGACUUAGUGGGAUAAAAAAGGCUCUGAAUCAGUCACAGGGCCGUGCCGCUGGCUGGAGACCACCAUGACGGACUCCAAGUACUUCACCACCACCAAGAAAGGGGAGAUAUUUGAGCUGAAAGCUGAGCUCAACAGUGACAAGAAGGAGAAGAAGAAGGAGGCUGUGAAGAAGGUGAUUGCGUCCAUGACUGUCGGCAAGGACGUCAGCGCUCUCUUCCCGGACGUGGUGAACUGCAUGCAGACGGACAACCUGGAGCUGAAGAAGCUGGUCUACCUCUACCUGAUGAACUACGCCAAGAGCCAGCCCGACAUGGCCAUCAUGGCAGUGAACACCUUCGUGAAGGACUGUGAGGACCCCAACCCGCUGAUCCGGGCUCUGGCCGUGCGGACCAUGGGCUGCAUCCGGGUGGACAAGAUCACGGAAUAUCUGUGCGAGCCCCUGCGGAAGUGCCUCAAGGACGAGGACCCCUACGUGCGCAAGACGGCCGCCGUCUGCGUGGCCAAGCUGCACGACAUCAACGCCCAGCUGGUGGAGGACCAGGGCUUCCUGGACACCCUCAAGGAUCUCAUCUCAGACUCCAACCCCAUGGUGGUGGCCAACGCGGUGGCGGCGCUGUCGGAAAUUGCGGAGUCUCACCCCAGCAGCAACCUGCUGGACCUCAACCCCCAGUCCAUCAACAAGCUGCUCACGGCCCUCAAUGAGUGCACCGAGUGGGGCCAGAUCUUCAUCCUGGACUGCCUGGCAAACUACAUGCCCAAGGAUGACCGGGAAGCACAGAGCAUCUGUGAGCGGGUGACACCGCGGCUGUCCCACGCCAACUCUGCUGUGGUGCUGUCGGCCGUCAAGGUGCUGAUGAAGUUCAUGGAGAUGCUGUCCAAGGACCUGGAUUAUUAUGGCACUCUCCUGAAGAAGCUGGCCCCGCCACUGGUCACCCUGCUGUCCGCAGAGCCCGAGCUGCAGUACGUGGCCCUCCGCAACAUCAACCUCAUUGUGCAGAAAAGGCCCGAGAUCCUGAAGCACGAGAUGAAGGUGUUCUUUGUCAAGUACAACGACCCCAUCUAUGUCAAACUGGAGAAACUGGACAUCAUGAUCCGCCUGGCCUCCCAGGCCAACAUAGCUCAGGUGCUGGCAGAGCUGAAGGAAUAUGCCACGGAGGUGGAUGUGGAUUUUGUCAGGAAGGCGGUGAGAGCCAUCGGCCGCUGCGCCAUCAAGGUGGAGCAAUCGGCCGAGCGCUGUGUCAGCACCCUGCUGGACCUCAUCCAGACCAAGGUCAACUACGUGGUGCAGGAGGCCAUCGUCGUCAUCAAGGACAUCUUCCGCAAGUACCCCAACAAGUACGAGAGCGUGAUCGCCACGCUCUGCGAGAACCUUGAUUCCCUGGAUGAGCCCGAGGCCAGGGCUGCCAUGAUCUGGAUCGUGGGGGAAUACGCCGAGCGCAUCGACAACGCCGACGAGCUGCUGGAGAGCUUCCUGGAGGGCUUCCAUGAUGAGAGCACCCAGGUCCAGCUGCAGCUGCUGACAGCCAUCGUGAAGCUGUUCCUGAAGAAGCCCACAGAGACGCAGGAGCUGGUGCAGCAGGUGCUGAGCUUGGCCACGCAGGACUCGGACAACCCCGACCUGCGGGAUCGUGGAUACAUCUACUGGCGCCUGCUCUCCACGGACCCCGUGGCCGCCAAGGAGGUGGUGCUGGCGGAGAAGCCGCUGAUCUCAGAGGAGACGGAUCUGAUCGAGCCCACGCUGCUGGACGAGCUCAUCUGCUACAUCGGGACCCUGGCCUCGGUGUACCACAAACCCCCCAGCGCCUUCGUGGAGGGCAGCAGGGGCGUCGUGCACAAGAGUUUGCCCCCACGGACGGGCUCGAGUGAGAGUGCCGAGAGCCCGGACGCGGCCCCGUCGGGGGGGCCAGCAGCGGAUCAGCCCUCGGUGAUCCCCACCCAGGGGGACCUGCUGGGCGACCUGCUCAACCUGGACCUGGGCCCCCCAGUGAGUGGGCCACCCAUGGCCACCUCCUCCAUGCAGAUGGGCGCCGUGGACCUCCUUGGAGGCGGCUUGGACAGCCUGAUGGGGGACGAGUCGGAAGGGCUGCGCAGCGAUGUGGGAGGCAGCCCUGCUAUGGGUGGCGGCGGUGGCGGCAGCAGCUUCACACCAGCACCCAGCACCACAGCACCCACAAACGUGGGGGCACCCCUUGGCAGCGGCCUGGGCGACCUCUUCGACCUCACCGGUGGGGUAGGGACCCUCUCAGGAUCCUACGUGGCCCCCAAAACGGUCUGGCUCCCUGCCAUGAAAGCCAAGGGGCUGGAGAUCUCUGGCACCUUCAGCCGCCAAGUGGGCUCCAUCUCCAUGGACCUCGUGCUGACCAACAAAGCCCUGCAGGUCAUGUCCGACUUCGCCAUCCAGUUCAACCGCAACAGCUUCGGCCUGGCCCCGGCAGCUCCUCUCCAGGUGCACGCACCUCUGGCCCCCAACCAGUCUGUGGAGAUCUCCCUGCCCCUGAACACCGUGGGCUCCGUCAUGAAGAUGGACCCUCUCAACAACCUCCAGGUGGCGGUGAAGAACAACAUCGACGUCUUCUACUUCAGCACCCUGUACCCCCUGCACAUCCUGUUCGUGGAGGACGGCAAGAUGGAGAGGCAGAUGUUCCUGGCCACUUGGAAGGACAUUCCCAACGAGAACGAGACCCAGUUCCAGAUCAAAGACUGUUCCCUCAAUGCAGAUGCCGUGAGCAGCAAACUCCAAGGCAGCAACAUCUUCACCAUUGCCAAGAGGAACGUGGAGGGCCAGGACAUGCUCUACCAGUCCCUGAAGCUCACCAACGGCAUCUGGGUGCUGGCAGAGCUGCGGAUCCAGCCCAGCAAUCCCAGCUUCACGGAUUUGGAGUUAUCCCUGAAAUGCCGAGCGCCAGAGGUGUCCCAGUACAUCUACCAAGCCUACGAGACCAUCCUGAAGAACUGAGGUGCUGCUGCAGCCCCUCCUCCUCCUCCUCUCCUCCCUUUCCCGCCCGAGGAAGCAGGGCUGGAUCCGUGUGCAUGUCCCCUUCCCUUCCUGCCAAGGAUUCCCUUGGGAUUGUCCCAUUCCCGGCAGGGCUGGGGGGAGCGGAGGGGGGCGGGGGGGCUGUCCCCAGUCCCUGCAUCCCUGUAGCAAUCCGUGUGUGAGUGAUGCCGUGUCCUCCUCGCUGGUGUUGCUCCCUCCAGAUCUCAGUGUCACCCUCCGCCUCGGAGCUGUGGGGGGCUGCUCUCCCAAAAUCCCCAGCUCCUGGUCCUGGCUCUCCUGGAGCGGUGUCUGGUGGUGGGUUCAGCAUUCCAAACCCUGGGGGCUCACUGCUGGCUUGGCUGGGGGGCCCAAAGUGCCGUGGGAUUAGGUGGCUCUGGCUGCAGAUCCCCCCAGAGCCCUGGGAUUUGGGGCUGGAGCAGGUGGGAAACAGCUUUGGCUUCUCCCCCCCACCCCCCUCUCUCUGCCUCUCCCUGAUUUUGUCCCCUGGUUCAGCAGAGCCAUGGCUGAGCCCUUCACAGAGGGUCUCCUUCCCAUGGGAGCCCUUCCCAAAGCUCCCAGAAGGGCUCGAGGAUCCCAAAUUUGAGGCUGCACUUCAUGUGCAGGUUAAAAAGGGCUUUUCCAGCCCCCUCCACGAGGCUGGGAGGGCUCUGAGCAUCCCCUCUCCCCCUGCACAGCCCCACGGCUCCCUCUGCUCCCCCCUGGGUGCUCCUCUGGGGAUCCCACUGCUCCUUUUCCCCCUAAAUCAAGCCAUGGGUCCCCCCUCCCUCGAAGCAGGAAAUCUCUAAUAUAUGAAAGAUAAAUAUAUUGUAAUGUUCA
Corvus hawaiiensis (hawaiian crow) is the source of this 4083-nucleotide messenger RNA. RefSeq names its product adaptor related protein complex 1 subunit beta 1 (gene AP1B1). Gene Ontology annotation, molecular function: clathrin binding. Bases 337 to 3228 code for a protein of 963 amino acids. The transcript is spliced from 25 exons. Gene Ontology annotation, cellular component: clathrin adaptor complex; membrane coat. The record is from RefSeq and is a predicted model, not a curated record. Gene Ontology annotation, biological process: vesicle-mediated transport; intracellular protein transport. NCBI's taxonomy places the organism in Eukaryota, Metazoa, Chordata, Aves, Passeriformes, Corvidae.